Messenger RNA from Babesia bigemina, 1537 nucleotides. RefSeq lists its product as hypothetical. The annotation marks the transcript as partial. NCBI's taxonomy places the organism in Eukaryota, Apicomplexa, Aconoidasida, Piroplasmida, Babesiidae. The record is from RefSeq and is a predicted model, not a curated record. The transcript has a single exon.
GCCAAAUGUUGUUUUGCACGCCCACUCGGUUCUUACUGCCAUCAUGGGUCACGGCCACGCGGGUGGACGUUACGCAGUUGACUACAACACCAACGCGGAAAACUUCGAUUAUCCCAGCAACGCCGCUGCGUGCUUUGAUUUACUCGCGGAUAUAUUAGAAAGACUGUAUCACCAGUUCCGAUUCCUAUGCAGUCAGUGCGAGAACGGCCGUGAGAGCGGUGGAUGGGCUGAUUGUUGGUACGGUAGGUAUGUCGCUGGAUCGGACUGGCAGUGUAAUGAGAAGCAAUGUGCCAACCAAAUAUGCGACCAAACGAAGAACCAAACACGCGACCAAAUUCAUGAGCAAAUGGGUGACCAACACCCCAAGUGCGGUGUGAAAUCGCCACUCCAAUCGUACCUAGAGGACGGCCUACAAGGUUUCCUACCACACCAGUUCAAAAAGCCAGGUUGCAAGCUGGACUGCACUGUGUCCAAUCACCGCGGCCUGCCGUGCAAGACACCAAUGGGCUUUUGUGAUAUCAGUGAACUAGCAUCGCAUACGAAAACGGGCGCCGAUCUCAGAAAGAUUCUAAGAGAUUUCUGUGGUGAAAAAUCUCACCUCCGCUCACUAUGCGCUUGCAUUAUAUGUCUCAUGCAAAAACCUCCGCUGACGCUAGGCGACAUGUUCGCGUUCUAUUAUAAUUAUAUAUACGGCUGGACCACGCAGGAUAGAGAACAUAGAGAGGGCGCAUUUAACAAAGCCGUCAGCGCAGCGCACUUCGAGAACAAAUAUGAUGAGCUCAAAGUGCAUAACCUAUUUUCCCCUAGUCACUCCGCAGUGUGGCAGGGGCAUUCGAGCGGUAGUCUCGGCAGUUUCGUAUGCACAUCAAGAGAAUCGGUCGUAUGUGGGCCAUAUCUGUAUCCCAUCAAUAGCGAAAUCAGAAAUAUAUAUGCAGCUAAAUAUGCCGAUAAAUACCUAUCAUGGAUUGUUUACCAGACUGAGACAUUCUACGAUUUACUCAAAAAGUUAUAUGACGAGUGCAACUCUAACUGCGGUCCAAAGGGAUCCAACUGCUUAACGACAUGCUGUGUUAAGGAUUGUCCAAGGCAUAGAAAACCGCCAACCCCAAAGGAACAUCAUACCGAUUGUAAAUCUAUAGUCCAAUGCAGAAAAGCACUGCCGACUUUGUCAAAAUACGGGUUCGUGUUUCUACAGCAAGCCAAGUUAAACGGGAAGGAUGGACUCGAGAAAAAACGCACGUGCCAAAAUUUCUGUACGGCAUUCAAAGAGGUAUUUAAUAAGGAGUCUAUACUUGUCGAACUUAUUAGAAAAAUUGAUGACUUCAUUUUCACAAUCAGGCAGCCGUUUAUAUGGCUCAACGUGGCACUCUGGUCACUGUCCCUCUUCUACCUCAUCUGCGUGAUGGUUGGCAGACUGGAUGUGCUCCACAUACGCUCACACCUGAGGAUACCGUCAUCGCACAAAAUAACGGCGCAAUCGCUGUUGGCUGCAGCGCAAGUCGGAAGGCUUGCCAAGAUAUCGUAUCUACAGCCGUAA